Molecule: messenger RNA, 615 nt
Organism: Acanthosepion pharaonis
Lineage: Eukaryota; Metazoa; Mollusca; Cephalopoda; Sepiida; Sepiidae
Source: the annotation of a GenBank genome assembly
AUGUGUUCUCACGGGCAACUGUAUACCCCCCACCGCUUAUUUUAUUUUCAUUAUUCUAUUGGCUUAAUAUUCAUCUGUUCUCACGGACAAUACACAAUGUAUACCCUCUCGCUUAUUUUAUUUUCGUUUCCCUGUAGGGUUAAUAUUUGUCUGUUCUCACGGGGAACUGUAUACCCUCCCGCUAAUUUUAUUUUCAUUUCCGUCUGUUCUCACGGACAAUACACAGUGUAUACCCUCCCGCUUAUUUUAUUUUCAUUUCCGUCUGUUCUCACGGACAAUACACAGUGUAUACACUCCCGCUUAUUUUAUUUUCAUUUCUCUAUAGGCUUAAUAUUCAUCUGUUCUCACGGACAAUGCACAAGGUAUACGCUGCGGCUUAUUUUAUUUUCAUUUCCCUGUAGGGUUAAUAUUUAUCUGUUCUCAAGGGCAACUACACCCCCCCGCUUAUUUUAUUUUCAUUACUCUAUAGGCUUAAUAUUCAUCUGUUCUCACGGACAAUGCACAAUGUAUACACUCCCGCUUAUUUUAUUUUCAUUUCCCUGUAGGGUUAAUAUUUAUCUCUCCUCACGGGCAACUGUAUACCCUCCCGCUUAUUUUAUUUUCAUUUCUCUAUAG